AUGAAUCAGUCCGGGAACAGAAAUUCGAUUUUUGGCUGGGUCAAAAAUCUCAAGCGAAACGCUUUGCUGAACGACUCCGUCAAUGAAAUAGACGACGAUCUAAGUGGUUCAGAGUCACGAUCCCCCUCACCCGCUGGAGGUGCAUCUGAAUUUCUUCGCCCUCUUCUCAGUCACAAGUCUUGCUCAACGAACAAUGUCAACUCACAGCCAGACUCUAUAUCUCGAAGCUUGUCAAAUUAUGAUAACAGUCUGGGGCUCAGACAGCGCCGGGACUCGUUUCUCCAGAACAACCCGCUUGUAGAUGAGAAUUCCAAGUACUUUGGUGUUCCUUUGGAGAAAGCAAUCAGCCAGGCAGCAGCCAAAAUCUCGAUCUUGGGCUCGGAGUCCAGCACUCUGAGUGACGAAGAUGUUCUACAUUACGGGCGCAUUCCAAUUGUGGUUGCCAAAUGUGGCGUGUAUUUGAAAAACAACGGCCUCAACGUCGAAGGUAUAUUCCGCGUGGGUGGCUCUUCAAAACGGAUAAAAGAGCUCCAAAUUAUAUUCAAUUCUCCACCAGACUUUGGGAAAAGGCUUAAUUGGGACGGGUUCACUGUGCAUGACGCGGCAUCAGUGCUUCGCCGCUACUUGAAUGCUUUGCCUGAACCACUAAUCCCACUAGAUCUCUACGAAGAGUUUAGAGAUCCCUUAAGAUCCAGACUUCGAAUUAUCAAGUACUUGAAGUAUAAGGCCAACAACUCUCGGAAAGCUCCUCGUCGUGACUUGACAUCUGUCGCACCAGCGGCCGUGACUGGUAGAUCCGAUUCCCAAUCGAGUCCUGUGAAUGAGCAAUCCUUCCUGACACAGAAGUCCCAGGAGACCCAGAAAGAAAACGUGUUUGCCUCUCAUUCCGUCGUCAAAGACAACGAAAAAGAUGCGCAGGCACGAAAUAUCUCGAUUCCGGGUGACAAAGGAAAGAAGCUGUCAAAGCUGGAACCAUCUAAAAAACCCAAGAGUUACAAAAAUCUCACACGCGAUGUGUACAGCGCUAUUGAAGAUUACAAGCAACUUCUCGGUGACCUCCCGUCUCUCUCAAAGCAAUUGUUAUUCUACAUUCUAGAUUUACUCGCCAUGGUUCAAAGCUUUUCUAAUGAAAACUUGAUGUCAUCUCGAAACUUAGCUGCUAUAUUUCAGCCGUCCAUUCUACUGCAUCCAUCACAUGACAUGGACCCAGAAGAGUACGCACUAUCUCAAUCGGUAGUCGAAUUCUUGAUACAAUAUUCGUACAAGCUUCUACCCAAUAGCGAACCAAGACAAGAAUCAUCUUCAGCAUCUGUGGAGUCAAGCAGCAAACAAGUGGCAAAACCUCCUUCAAGAGACCCUUCCAAAAGACAACAUAGUAAGUCUCUCUCGGCUCCAAAUCUUGAAGUCGAUUUUAUUGGGUACCGUGCCACUGUCAAGCCUAUGCGGAGUUUUGCGCUCUCCGAUACAGACCAUGACUUUGUCAGUGCAAGCAGUGAAGAUGAAGAUGGUUUCGGAAAACAUGUGAUACCCACUUUUCAUCUGUUUAAUGCUCGGCAAUCAGGCCAGAACGAGGAGAGUGCUCCAUCUUUGCAGCAGCUUAUUGAGCCUGCAGCUUCGCGCGAAGUGCCUUUAGUAGUUCUAGAUGACCACAAGUAA
Messenger RNA from Metschnikowia bicuspidata var. bicuspidata NRRL YB-4993, 1656 nucleotides. It is a transcript of the gene SAC7, whose product is annotated as Sac7p. The coding region runs from base 1 to 1656 and encodes 551 amino acids. Gene Ontology annotation, molecular function: GTPase activator activity. Lineage: Eukaryota; Fungi; Ascomycota; Pichiomycetes; Serinales; Metschnikowiaceae. The record is from RefSeq and is a predicted model, not a curated record. The transcript is spliced from 2 exons. Gene Ontology annotation, cellular component: cell cortex. Gene Ontology annotation, biological process: regulation of fungal-type cell wall organization; activation of GTPase activity; signal transduction.